GUUAACCCAAAAAUCAUUCUCAAAGCAAAAGCAAAAGCAAAAGCAAAGCACCCAAGUUUCAGUUAGAACUUCUCCUUUUCUUUGCUUGUUUUAUAAUCUUAUUAAUUAAGAUAAGCAGCAGUGCAGCAGCGCCAUAGACUUCAUUGUGUUUUCUUUAUUUGGAUGCCAAAAAGAUUGGAGCCAACAGAGAGAGUGGGUGUCUAAAGAAAACCCAAGUCUCUUGACUACAGAGAUGGGUACUUUGACUGCUGCUUCCUCUGUGCUUCCUUCGGAUUUCAAACCUUCACUCUCUCUAUCUGAUCACAGAGGCUCUCUCCUGCACUGUACAAAAAUACCCAAGAAACGAAACAGGGCCAUGGUUCCUGUUGCAAGGCUAUUUGGGCCAGCCAUAUUUGAAGCAUCAAAGCUGAAGGUUCUGUUUUUAGGAGUGGAUGAGAAGAAGCACCCAGGGAAGCUUCCAAGAACUUACACCCUUACUCACAGUGAUAUCACCUCAAAACUCACUCUGGCAGUUUCACAGACAAUAGACAACUCUCAGUUGCAAGGGUGGUACAACAAGUUACAGAGAGAUGAAGUUGUGGCUGAGUGGAAGAAAGUUAAGGACAAGAUGUCUCUUCAUGUUCACUGCCACAUAAGUGGAGGUCAUUUCCUUCUAGAUCUGUUUGCAAGGCUGAGAUUCUUCAUCUUCUGCAAAGAACUUCCUGUUGUUUUGAAGGCCUUUGUUCAUGGGGAUGGCAAUCUGUUCAGCAAGUACCCAGAAUUGCAGGAGGCUUCGGUUUGGGUUUACUUCCACUCUAGCAUUCCAGAAUUCAACAAGGUGGAAUGUUGGGGUCCACUCAGUGAUGCAGCAGCACCUUGUAGAAGCGAACCAGGUGGGGUCCACCAGGAAAACAGGAAGGAAACUUCUCCAAGCAACUGGGACUUGCCAGAGCCAUGCCAAGAAGAGUGUAGCUGUUGCUUCCCACCAUUGAGUUUGGUUCCGUGGCCCCAAGAGCUUCCCCAUGUAAGUGAAACUAGAUAUGGGCCCCAGCAGCGCUUUGAGGGCCAAACCCAAGAAACAAACUAAAACAAAUUCCUUAGUUUGUUUGAUUUGAUGUAAAUAGAAACAUAUUUGUUCCUUUUGGCUUUCUGGAAGGUCUUUUGUUUUCGGAAGUCA
Prunus persica (peach) is the source of this 1156-nucleotide messenger RNA. Its product is annotated as protein STAY-GREEN, chloroplastic. NCBI's taxonomy places the organism in Eukaryota, Viridiplantae, Streptophyta, Magnoliopsida, Rosales, Rosaceae. Bases 233 to 1066 code for a protein of 277 amino acids. The transcript has 4 exons. The record is from RefSeq and is a predicted model, not a curated record.